This is a messenger RNA of Arachis stenosperma, 1279 nucleotides long. RefSeq lists its product as uncharacterized. The transcript is spliced from 3 exons. Lineage: Eukaryota; Viridiplantae; Streptophyta; Magnoliopsida; Fabales; Fabaceae. The record is from RefSeq and is a predicted model, not a curated record. Bases 717 to 941 code for a protein of 74 amino acids.
AUAGUAACGCGGUUCCUAGUGAUUCAAGAUGAACUCUGCCUUUUACGUUUUUCAAUAUCAAUUGAGAGUUCGUUUCGUGUGUUGGGAGUGCGUUCCGGGACCCAUUCUCCAUUCUGUUGGGUUUAAGCCUAUGUCUAUGUUAUUGAAUUCACUGUUGACCAUUUCUCUUCUUAGCUUUUCACUCGUUUGAAAGUGUGGAAUUUGUUUUUGCUGUUAUUUGAUUUUAUUUUUACAUGUAUUUGUUUAUUUAUUUUGGUGUCUGCUAAAUGAUGGGAUAGAAUCUUAUAUUCUUAUAUGCCCUCCCCAGCACCCCAUGCUUUAUUCUGAAUAUUUUAUUUCCUAAUUAUAUGAAUAUCAGAAUAUGUUUGUUUACUCCAUAGAAUGCACCGAGUGUGGGAGAGCUUUCAUUUGUCAUUCUUCAGGAGUUAUAUAGUAUGAACAGGUUUGUUGUAGGAUUCUAUUCUAAAGUUCUAGUUGUCUUGGAGUUUGUAACUAACUAUUGAUUAAGAAUAGUCUAGAGUUAUGUUUGGUGGGAACUAAUCCUUCAAUGUUAAUAAACUUUGUUUGACUAAUUUAGUGACCAUGUUAUGUUUAUGUUGCGAACGAUAAUUCUUGAGGAGGAAAGUGGGGUAAUAGGGAAUGCACGGGGAAAUAGUUGAUAAUUGAGUGUGGAAGAAAAGAAUAUUUUAAGUCUCAAGAGGCAUUGGAGACAGUAAAUGACAAGAAGUUCAGACCAAAGCUUCUUCCCUUCUCUUGAUGACAUGGGAGCUAGAGGAGUUGUCGGGGACAAGUGGUCCAUGAGAAUUCUUUGGGCUUGUGCUCUUGGAAGUGCUGCUGGCCUAUAUAUGGUUGCUGUAGAGAGACAGAAGAAGAAUAGGGAGAAGAUCUUAGCCGAAUCUCUGAACAUGGAAUUAGGGGAAAGCAAUGGCAAAGAUGUCUGAACUACAACAUGAUUUUGCCCCCCAAAAAAAUAGAAAAAAAGAAAAUAAAUAAAAAAAGAAAAAGAAAAACUGUGUUAUCAUGCAGCCGAGCAGAUGCAGAAUUGCCUGUCUUUUUCUAAAAGUACCUUUUGAUGUAUAAGGUUUUUGCAUUCAUCUUUUGUCUUUUCGUUGGCAAGAUAAUCAAAUAGUUUAUUAAAUUUUAGCUGUGGAAUAUAUAUGUGUUGCCUUCUAGUGUUUGUUGUAAUUUCAUCAAGAAACAAAUCACGGUAUUUUCAUUGAGCUGAAAAAAUAUUUGAAAUAAAAACAUUGAUGUUAAUUCUCCAAGGGUAUAUUUGGAA